AUGGGGGCGCAGGACCGGCCGCAGUGCCAUUUCGACAUCGAGAUCAACCGGGAGCCGGUUGGUCGUAUUAUGUUUCAGCUCUUCUCAGACAUAUGUCCAAAAACAUGCAAAAACUUCCUUUGCCUAUGCUCAGGGGAGAAAGGCCUUGGGAAAACAACUGGGAAGAAGUUAUGUUAUAAAGGUUCUACAUUCCAUCGUGUGGUUAAAAACUUUAUGAUUCAGGGUGGGGACUUCAGUGAAGGUAAUGGAAAAGGUGGAGAAUCAAUUUAUGGUGGAUAUUUUAAAGAUGAAAACUUUAUUCUCAAACAUGACAGAGCGUUCCUUUUGUCAAUGGCAAAUCGAGGGAAACAUACCAAUGGUUCCCAGUUUUUCAUUACCACAAAACCUGCACCACACCUGGAUGGGGUACAUGUUGUUUUUGGACUAGUUAUCUCCGGUUUUGAAGUAAUUGAACAAAUUGAAAAUCUGAAAACUGAUGCUGCAAGCCGGCCUUAUGCAGAUGUGCGAGUUAUUGACUGUGGGGUGAUUGCCACAAAAUCAACAAAAGAUACUUUUGAGAAGAAAAGGAAGAAACCAACUCAUUCAGAAGACUCAGAGUCAUCCUCUAAUUCCUCUUCCUCUUCUGAAUCAUCUUCAGAAAGUGAAACUGAGCAUGAGAGAAGCAAAAGGAGGAAACAUAAGAGAAGGCCGAAAGUUAAACAUUCUAAAAAGAGACGAAAGGAAGUGAGUGGUUCAGAAGAGCCAAGGAAUAAACAAAUAGGGAGCCCAAAAGGUCACUCUGACAGGAGUGAUACCAAUGAAAAGAAGUCAGCUGAUUCAAAUGCUAAAAGAGAAAAGCCUGUGGUCCGCCCAGAAGAGAUUCCUCCAGUGCCUGAGAACCGAUUCUUACUGAGAAGAGAUAUGCCGGUUGUCACUGUGGAACCCGAACCGAAGAUUCCUGAUGUUGCACCCAUUGUAAGUGAUCAGAAACCAUCUGUAUCAAAGUCUGGACGGAAGAUUAAAGGAAGGGGCACAAUCCGCUAUCACACACCUCCACGAUCAAGAUCCUGUUCUGAAUCAGAUGAUGAUGACAGCAGUGAAACACCUCCUCACUGGAAAGAGGAAAUGCAGAGGUUAAGAACAUACAGACCACCUAGUGGGGAAAAAUGGAGUAAAGGAGAUAAGUUAAGUGACCCCUGUUCAAGCCGAUGGGAUGAGAGAAGCAUGUCGCAGAGAUCCAGAUCAUGGUCCUAUAAUGGAUAUUAUUCAGACCUUAGUACAGCAAGACAUUCUGAUGGUCACCAUAAAAAACACAGAAAAGAGAAAAAGGUGAAGCACAGAAAGAAAGCCAAAAAGCAGAAACGCUGCAGAAAGCACAGACAGACAAAGAAGAGAAGGGUUGUUUUACCAUCUGACGUAGAAUCCUCAAAAUCUUCCACCAGACAAAUGAAAUUUUCUUGUGAUAGAGAAAGGCGAUCUCGUUCUUCCUCUUUAUCAUCUCAUCACUCAUCCAAGAGAGACUGGUCUAAAUCUGAUAAAGAUGACCAGAGCUCUUCAACUCAUACCAGUAGAGACUCAUACAGAUCGAAAUCUCACUCACGGUCUUAUUCUAGAGGAAGCUCCAGAUCAAGGACUGCAUCGAGAUCUUCGUCACAUUCUCGAAGUAGAUCAAAGUCCAGAUCUAGUUCAAAGUCAGGGCACCAGAGGACAGCAUCAAAAUCACCAAGAACAGCCUCUCAGUUAAGUGAAAAUAAACCUGUUAAAACAGAACCUUUGAGAGUAACAGUGCCACAAAAUGAAAGUAUAGUAGUCCAGCCAGUGGUGGCAGAAAAUAUUCCUGUAAUACCAUUGAGUGACAGUCCCCCCCCUUCAAGGUGGAAGCCCGGACAGAAACCUUGGAAGCCCUCUUAUGAGCGAAUUCAGGAAAUGAAAGCUAAAACAACCCACUUGCUGCCCACCCAAAGCACUUACAGCUUAGCAAAUGUGAAAGAAACUGGUAGUUCAUCAUCCUACCAUAAAAGAGAGAAACAUUCAGAAAGCGAUCGGAGUGCUUAUUCAAAAUACAGUGAUAGAAGUUCAGAGAGUUCACCAAGGUCAAGGAGCAGAUCUUCUAGGAGUACAUCUUAUUCCAGAUCAUAUACAAGGUCACGUAGUCUAGCUAGCUCACACUCAAGGUCUAGGUCUCCCUCGUCUAGAUCUCAUUCACAAAAUAAAUACAGUGAUCAUUCCCAGUAUAGUAGAUCAUCUUCAUACUCUUCUGUUAGCAGUGAUGAUAGAAGACAAAACAAGAGGAAAUUCAGAUCAAGUGGGAAAAAAAAAAAUGCUUCAAAUAAAAGGCACAGCAGCAGCUCUGAAAAGACACUCAGCAAGAAAUAUGUCAAAGGCAGAGAUAGGUCUUCAUACAAGAGAAAGUAUAGUGAAAGCAGGUCAUCUUUAGAUGAUUUUUCAGACAGUGAACAGUCAAGUAUUCAGGUUGUACAAUCAGCCCAGGAAAAAGAGAAGCAGGUCCAAGUGGAAGUAAUUGGUAAUAAACAAGAAAAGAAGAAAGAUGAAGAGAAACCCAAACCUGAACGGGAAUGUCCUCGUUCAAAAAGAAGAACUUUGAAAGAGAAUCUUUCUGAUCACUUUAAAAAUGGUAGUAAGCCCAAAAAGAAAAAUUAUGCUGGGAGCAAAUGGGACUCUGAAUCAAAUUCAGAACGAGAUGUAACUAAAAACAAUAAAAAUGAUUCCCGGCAGUCUUCUGAUAAGGAAGAAGGUGAGGCCACAUCAGAUUCUGAAUCAGAGUUGGGUGAAAUUAACAUCAAAGCCAAACCCACAACAAAGUCUUUAGCAAAUACUUCACUGCCUGAUGACAGUGCUGUUUGGAAACCAGGUAAACAGCGGUCAUCAACUUCUGAUUCUGGGGGAUCCUGUUCCAAUCCUGAAAACAUGCGAGGAAAGGCACGGAAGCACAAACAUGGGCCAAAGGAAAACCUUAAAAAGGAACACACCAAAAAAAUGAAAGAGAAAUUGAAAGGGAAAAAAGACAAAAAGCACAAGGCUCCAAAACGAAAACAGGCAUUUCACUGGCAGCCUCCAUUAGAAUUUGGGGAAGAGGAGGAGGAGGAGAUUAAUGAAAAGCAAGUUACCCAGGAGUCAAAAGAGAAAAAGCAAGUUUCUGAAGAUGGUGAAACCAUAAAAGAUAACAUUCAGAAAACUGAGAAGUCCUGUGAAGACAACAUUGUUUCAGGUAAACACAAUACAGUGACUAUUUCAUCAGAUCUUGAGCAGCAUACUAAAGAUGAUAGUAAAUGCAGCAUUUCUCCUGUGGUUUUAAAUACUGAGGAAAAUGUAGCCAGUUCUCCCCAAAACAUCCAGCAUGUUGAAGAGAGUGUCCUGAGCGGAGUGGAGGAUGUGCUUCAAACAGAUGAUAACAUGGAGAUUUGCACUCCUGAUAGGAGUUCCCCAGCAAAGGUAGAGGCAGCAUCCCCUCUAGAAAAUUCAAAGUUUGACACCUCGGAUGGGACCAUUGUUCUAAAGCAGGAGGUGCAGAUGGAGCAUUCUGAGGCAGAGGUGGGAAAACAGGAAAGUGGUGUGUCUGAAAGUAAAACGACAAGUGAGGUGGGGAAACAGGAUGGCAGCACUGCCAGCAUAGCCAGUGCUGCAGAAAGUACUACGAAGAGGGAGGUGGCCGAGAAGAGCCAGGUCAGCCUUGUGGAUAACAAAUGGAAGCCCCUACAAGGUGUGGGGAACCUGGCAGCACCAGCUGUUACCUCAUCCAGUGCCGUGGAAGUUAAGGCAUCGACUGCUGUGCCUGAAAUGAAACCACAGGGCUUGAGAAUAGAAAUUAAGAGUAAAAAUAAAGUUCGGCCUGGAUCUCUCUUUGAUGAAGUAAGAAAGACAGCACGCUUAAACCAGAGGCCAAGAAAUCGGGAGAGUUCAAGUGAUGAGCAGACGCCUAGUCGGGAUGAUGACAGCCAAUCUAGGAGUCCAAGUAGAUCUCGAAGUAAAUCUGAAACCAAAUCAAGACACAGAACAAGGUCUGUCUCCUAUAGUCAUUCAAGAAGUCGAUCGCGAAGUUCCACAUCGUCUUACCGAUCAAGAAGCUACUCAAGAAGUCGGAGCAGGGGAUGGUACAGCAGAGGUCGCACAAGGAGCCGGAGCAGUUCCUACCGCAGUUACAAAAGUCAUAGGACGUCCAGCAGGAGCAGAUCCAGGAGCAGCUCGUAUGAUCCCCAUAGUCGAUCCAGGUCCUACACUUACGAUAGCUACUACAGCAGGAGUCGGAGUCGAAGUAGAAGCCAGAGGAGUGACAGUUACCACCGAGGCAGGAGUUACAAUAGGCGGUCCAGGUGUUGUAGAUCUUACGUCUCUGACAGUGAAAGUGACCGAAGUUACUCUCAUCACCGGAGCCCCAGUGAAAGCAGCAGAUAUAGUUGA
Messenger RNA from Orycteropus afer afer, 4398 nucleotides. NCBI's taxonomy places the organism in Eukaryota, Metazoa, Chordata, Mammalia, Tubulidentata, Orycteropodidae. The record is from RefSeq and is a predicted model, not a curated record.